AUGACCCCGUCGAGCGUCCAUUCUACCUUGGUUGCACCCGGCCUCUCGCAGACGAUAUUGCCGCCAAAUCCCCCACUUAAAGUCACCUCCGACGUCCGCGCCGGCCUUUGCAGGAAAAGUAUUUCAUCACGUCCUCGUCUUCUUGCUCCAAGACCGACCCUGGAUACGACUACAAGACCCUGUCUGCCCACAGUCUCGGCACCUGGCGAUCAAGUUGUUCCAAAUGCAAUUACCGUUGCCAUAGAUCCGUUGGUUCAGAAUGGGGUGUCUCCAGCCCCACAGUCCCAGUCUAUGCCGAGGGCUUCGACCGAUGGUUUCCCGGGACCGGAUUCCUACAGCCACCGAUCAAUUCCCCACCUACCUGGCUCGCUUCAAUCCGCCGCCCCAACAAAGAGGUCGGGCCCGUCUCAAACGCUUCCGCAACCUAAACGGCGCAUGCUGGACACCGAUGCUGACUCUACCUACAUCAUCGAUAAAGCUCUAAAGUUGCUGCGUGAUGAUCUUGAGUCGAGAAGUUCAGCCUCUACGACUUUUCCACCGGUGCUGACUGAAGCUCAAAUAAGAGCUUCCAUUGCCCAAUAUCAAAAUCAUAUUGAAGAUUCAUCAAAGCAAGGCGUCUGCUCAUCCUGCGGGAGGUUUGUGCCGAUUCCGGAGAUUGUAGAAAUGGAGGACAGUGACCCUUUGCUCCUGCCACUAGCUACCCACCUUGACUAUUGCGGCAAACAUGGCGACGAGUGGGAUAUAUGUUUGACCUGCCUCAAGUCUCUAUCUCAAAAUUCUGUGCCGAGACUUUCUGCUUUGAACCGUGUGAAUGUGACAAUGUGUCAAAACUAUCCGUCGGCGCUUGAAGGCCUCACCCCGGUCGAGGAGUGUCUUAUUGCUAGGUGUCAUCCCCUCGGGAUAAUUUUGAAGUUGCGCCCUGGGGGCCACACGUCGCCGGUGUCCUAUCGUGCUCUGCGCGGCCACUUCAUUGUCAUUCCGCAGGACCCGGAGCCACUGCUUGAAAUUCUUCCGAGCCCAGCAGUAAUGUUGCAUGAUGUGAUUAGGGUGUUUUGGCUAGGAAAGCAGCCCGCCACCUAUGCGGACUUAUCUCCAUUUUUGCUGGUACGUAGACAAAGGGUUCUUACGGCUCUUCAAUAUCUGACACGUCAUAACCAUGUUUAUCACGACGUUGCUAUCAACCGUCAAAUGAUCGACACGUGGGAUGACGACUUCAUUCCAGCCGAUCUUGAAGAAAAUAUCAUUUCUGUGGAUCUGUCCGAUGGGCUGGAACGAGAGGGCUACGCGGUCCAUUUGGAUGCGGGUAACCACGAAAAUGAUUUCCAGGCUGCACAAGAUGCUGGCCGGGAGACUGGUAUCAAUGCACCCCUGAUGACUGGCUCUGUUUGCACCGAUAUUAACGGUGAACGUCAGAGUCCCGACAAGCGCCUUUUGAAAGCCUUGUUGGACAUGGUUUCGAACCCUCUCGCCUCAUCCAUCCAAAAUACAGUUACACGUGGCCAGCAGCAAAUCCCUAGCCUUUCUUACAGGAUUCGGGGCCAGGCAACCCUUGCUGACCAUUGGCAUGACCCUGCGUAUUUUACUGGCGCAUUUCCAACUUUAUUUCCCCUCGGCAUUGGCGGCCAUCUGGACGAGCGUUCAUUCGACGUCUCUUUGUCUUCCUUUGCGGAGUGGGCAUUGAAGCACCAUAGCAGGAGGUUUGCGCGCCACAGAACCUUCAUGUAUCUGAUAUAUGACGUGCUUCUGAUUCGAAAAUCUUCCCUCGCGAAUAAAUUGGUCCUUCAACGUCGGCACUGGUCAACAACCGCUGACGACAUUUCUUCUCUUACUGAGGAUCGACUUCGUAGUGCACUACAAGACCUAGAGAUCCAUCAUGAAAUCAAAGACCCAGCGAUUUCCCGUCUGCUACAUGUUAUGAAAGCAAUUGCCAUGUGGGUCCCCGGCUCUUUCGCUCAAAAAUUGAGAAUGCGGUCUGAAAUCCGAGGUCUCAUCGUCCGGUUUGGAAUGCCGGCUUUUUGGAUUACCAUCAACCCCUCCGAUUUACGGAGUCCACUUGUCAUCAUCCUGGCUGGUGUUGAGUAUUCCGACGAUAUAUUGUCAGCCUCAAAUUCCGCUAUUCGAGGUGCGACCGCCACAUCCAACCCAGUGGCGGUUGCCUCAUUUUUCCAUAGUGUUUGUACCGCUGUUUUGGACGGGUUGUUCGCUAGCGGACGCGAUCGCAUUGGGAUCCUUGGGGAUGUUUCAAAUCAUUAUGGCGUGGUUGAGACCAAUGGCAGAGGAAUGCUGCAUUUACACGCAAUGGUCUGGCUCAAAGGCAACCUCUCAUUUGCCAAUCUGCGAAGCCGCGUUCUCGCCGACGCUGGAUUUGCUACGCGUGUGCUCCACUACCUCGAAAGUGUCAUCGUCCAGAGCGUUGAUGAGAGUACCCUCGUUGAUCCGGAAGUCAAUCUGGCGCCGAUAAGCCCUUCUGCUUCCGACCCAGAAUCGGAUCAUGAUUUCCACAUCAGGCUAGCCGGUGAUAGCAACCUCGUUGCUCGAUCUAAGCAAUUGCACUCCAAAAGGCACUUCGCCACCUGUUUUAAAAACCGCCCAACAGACCGGUCUAAAAACAUUUGUCGCUUUGGUAUGCCCCGUGAAAUCGUGCCCUCGUCGAAGAUCGACGAUCUUGGGGUGAUUCACCUGGCUCGGAAUCAUCCUUGGAUAAAUCCAUGGAAUCCCGCCAUUGCCAGCUGUCUCCGUUCAAAUCACGAUAUCUCCUGGAUCCCCACCGUCUCAAAAUCGCUGGCCCUAGUCUACUACAUCACCAACUACGCCACGAAAGACGACGUUUCUCCAUGGCAGUUGAUAGCGAAGGGAGCACUCUUGAAGCAAGCUAUUGAAAAGGCAAAGGCUGCCGACCCUCCAACUGCUAAUGAUCUGCGGCUUCGGGAAAGGAACAUGGAUAAUUUCGCGCUCCGUUGCUUCAAUAGUCUGGCGCACGACCGGGAAGUGAGCGGUGUUCAGGUCGCCAGCACUUUACUCCAUCUCCCUAACUACUACACUGUCGACACCAAAUUCGUCCGUGUCAAUCUGUGGUGGCUAAGGCAGUAUGUACGUGAUCUUCGACGUGGGUCCAGUACAAACAUUGAUGAUUCCGCUGGAACUGCCGACGAGCCUUGUACAUUCCAGACUGGGGAGACAGCUCCAGUGAGUUUGUUCGACAACUAUAAAUGGCGGGGGGUCGACCUUGCUACCUUCUCAUUCUUUGAGUACUGCAUGCUAGUCCAAAUAGGAAGGAAGCGGAGAAAUCAUCACGACCACUUUGACUUUGACCCGCGCCACCCGAGAUGUGGCGCUUGCGUCCAGCAUGUCGCCCGCUCACCGUCCCAGGUAGCCACCGUCGCAUUCAGUGGACAACUCACACAGUAUCAAAUGGCGGAAGACUCCAUCCGCGGAGGGCAUCCAAUGACCGAUGCCAUUGCGAAUGAUCUCGCGGAGAUACUUCUCGGUCUUUUUGUUCCCUGGGACAAGCUACGCGAGAGGUUUCUUUGUGGGCCCCCUGAAUCCAAUGUCUUGUCACAUAUCUGGUCGUCGGUCAAGCCCACACUGGUGCCAUAUAUCCAGGAAUUUGCCACUAAUAUCGAACUUCUUCGGAAAUCGAAAGAUGACUGCCAAAUUGACGCUAGAUUACGACACUCUUUGAACGACCGCGCUGAGCUGUACGACCGUCAUGUUGACAACAUAGAUCUGGCCGGCCAUGAGCAGAUAGACGCACCCGAUUGUGAUGAUUUCAUGGCGCCCGAAGAUGAGCGGCUCACGGCGGAGACCUUGAUCGCCGCUUACAAUACAGUAACCAAGACCUGGGGCCAGGAUUGUUUCAUCGCAGCAAAGAGAGCACCGGUCUUGGCCACUUUCUGCCGCGCACACAAUCUCACACAGAUGAAUCCACUUCCUUCCAGUACCCAUUCUCUCCGACCUGAUCAUGCUUUGGAUUUAGAAAUCGUUGCACCCACAGUCCUGCAAGACUGGGAAAAUCAACUCUCCAGCCAUAAAAAGCCUUUUCAGGACGGAGACCUUUCUAAUCCUACCCCACACCUGCCCGACUUUGAUCUAGUAGGUGGGGAUGGCAUGCUGCAGCCUAUACUGAUCAACACAAGCACGCCUGGUGAUCCACCAGUAAGGCUGGAUCUCGAAAAUCCGACACCAGAUUCUCUCCUCAAGCUCGUCGUCAAAGAUAUCCCACUAAAUACGAAGCAAUUACUUAUAGUGCGAAAGUUGUUAACUGAAAUUAUGGGGUGGGCUGAACAUCCACGGGACUCGUCACGACGCGGACAACUACUUCUGUGUGUUACGGGCGAAGGCGGCACAGGUAAGACGCAAAUACCAAAGGCUAUCGAAGCCGCCCUGUGUAUUCUUGGCCGGAAACACGAAAUUAUCCUCACAGCCCCUACGGGGGCCGCAGCAGACAAUUUAGGAGGGAACACCUAUCAUACUUCCCUUGGUAUCAAUCUUUCCUAUAAAGCUGCUGUGAGCACCCGCGUUCGAAGGUUAUGGGCACGAAAGACCAUCCUCGUGAUUGACGAAAUGAGCAUGGUGGAUCUGAAAAUGCUAAGUGUGAUCAACAACCAAUGCAAAGUCGCUCGGUCAUUGCCGAGGUCCUCUCCCGAUCUCUUUGGCGGCCUUCCGAUCGUGAUUCUUAUGGGUGAUUUCUUCCAGUUCCCUCCUGUUCGCGGUCCACCAUUAUGGAAAAGACCAAGAUAUGGAGUUGACGAUGAUGCCGCCGGCCGACUGAUUUGGCGUAGAUUCGAACACGUUAUUAUUCUCGAUGAGCAAAUGAGACAAUCCGAGGAUCCAUCGUUUCGUGGGUUCCUGACGCGCACAAGGCAAGCAGCAUUGACCGAGGACGAUGUUGCCCGCCUGAAUUCCAAAUGUAUCCCCUCACUCACAGAUCCAACAUCAGAGGAUGCCAUUGUCAUUGUCAAGUUAAACGCCAUACGGCACCAAAUCAACCGGAUCCGUAUUGAGAAUUUCGCUCGGCGGAAGUCUCAGAGAAUUUAUAUCUUUCCCGCCAUUCACACCCGGACUAAGUCAACUGGCCCCGUGAACCUUCGGCUUCAAGCCCAUGACUUGCUGCUCCAGCCAGACCACAGUGCCCAGAUUCCAUUCCCAGGUCUUCUUCUUUACACGAGAGAUAUGCCGACCGUUAUGCUCACCAACGCCUGCACCCCUCUUGGUCAGGUCAACGGUGCCACAGGCACCGCAGUGGGGGUUGUUUUGGACCCGGCUGGAAAGUUUCUGCUCGACACACCGCCUGCCUCUGUAAUAUUCAAACCGGAUCGAAUUUUGCAAACGCCUUUUGACCAUCUUCCACCUUCGACUAUGCCGAUCUUCCCAAUAGAACGUUCCAUCGCAGUGAAAGGCGUGUCCGUGAGAAGGAAGCAGAUCCCAAUCUGCCCCGCGUUCUGUCUCACCGAUUACAAAGUGCAAGGCUCGACGCUCUCUGUCGCGAUCCUAGACCUAAAAAAUGCCACAUAUCGACGAGGACAAGAUUCUCACCGGAAGUACUGCUCCCUUUACGUUCAGCUUUCUAGGCUGCGGUCUUUUCAAGGUCUCCAUUUACUCGAGAAAAUUAGUCUUGACGAUCUCCGCUUUUCGCCCGACCCCGACCUUAUCGUGGAAAUGGAAAGAUUGCGUGCUUUGGAAGCGGAGACACUUGCGGCCGUAGACGAAUGGCCUGAUGAUUUUGUACCCUCCGACUUGCAACAAGAGAUCGUGUUUUUGGGCGAAUCAGAUCACCAUGAACGAGCAGGGUAUACAGUAGAUCUACAAGAGAACAAUUACGAAAAUGACUGGCAAGCUGCCGAGGACAACCCGGAUCACCCUACUGGGCUUUCUCUUCCAGUAACUGGUUCUGUACUCACGGACAUCAAUGGAGAACGCCAGAACCCUGAUAUUCGUCUACUCAACACGGUACAUUCUCUUGUCAAUGACCAGCCACCUGAAGUCCAAGGUCAUUAUCCUUCCUCUGGUUGUGGUGAUCAUCCACAUCAAUUUUCUGGCUCUCGGGAUCCGCCUGUGAUCAGAUAUGCCAUACACGGCCAGGCCUCCCUUCUGAAUCAAUGGCAAGAUCCUCAUUAUUUCACAUCUGCUUUCCCAACGCUAUUCCCCAAUGGUGUUGGAGGCCAUCUGGACCAUCGUGUUAUACCUGUGUCAAUUGCCGCCCUUGCUGACUGGGCACUACGCCAUCAUACUCGAAGAUUUGCACGCCACCGAACGUUCAUGUACCUGCUUUACGAUGUUAUUCGGCUUCGAAAUUCAUGCUUGGGCAACACUCUACUCAUCAAACGAUCUCAAUGGACGUCUGUGGCUCAGGAUUUGGGCUCGCUCAAUGUUGAUCGCCUGCGAAAGGCGACCGAGGAACUUGCCGCGAAUCAGACCACAACCGACCCGCUAGUCCGGCGACUCCUCAAAAAUAUAACUGCUAUUGGGGUCCAAGUCCCCGGUUCCUUUUUCCAAAAACUGCAGUUGCGGGCCGAGAUUCGAGGACUUCUUGUUCGAGAAGGGAUGCCUGCAUUCUGGUUGACGAUCAACCCGUCUGACCUCCAGAAUCCACUGGUUCUUGUUCUUGCUGGGAGCUCAGUGAGCAACACUCUGCGCGAGGUUUUGAAAUUUGCGGCACAGAAGAUGGUUCACCAGUUGCUUGGAUACAGCUUCUGUUGCCAACAAGUCACUGUCCACCAUUCGCUCUGGCGCCACUCCCUCUACCGCCACUCCCUCUACCGCCACUCCCUCUACCGCCACUCCCUCUACCGCCACUCCCUCUACCGCCACUCCUUCUACUACCACUCUAUCUACCACUACUUUAUCUACCGCCACAACGAAAAUUGA
This is a messenger RNA of Penicillium cinerascens, 6867 nucleotides long. RefSeq lists its product as uncharacterized. Gene Ontology annotation, molecular function: DNA helicase activity. The transcript is spliced from 7 exons. The coding region runs from base 1 to 6867 and encodes 2288 amino acids. NCBI's taxonomy places the organism in Eukaryota, Fungi, Ascomycota, Eurotiomycetes, Eurotiales, Aspergillaceae. The record is from RefSeq and is a predicted model, not a curated record. Gene Ontology annotation, biological process: telomere maintenance; DNA repair.